AUGGCUCACAGGCAGUUGCUGCAGGACGCAGUCGCGGGAGGACAGGGAUGCGGUGUGGAUGCGGAGGAUGCAGUUCCAGACGCUUCGCCACCAGGCGGGGCUGGCAAGGGGCUGGAGCCUGAGAACGAGGCUGUGGUUGCCAUGGAGAUGCAGGCUGGAGGAGGGACCACUGUGGCUCAGGCCAUCUGUAGUGGACAUGUUCCUCCAGGUCUUACACUCAGCAGUGCUGGUGAACAGUGGUUUCUCCUGGCCACCUGUAUGGUGGCUGUGCUGCUGCAGGAGGCCGGUGCAAUCCCAGCACGCCAGGUCCCUGUCAAGACCAAAGGCAAACAUGUGAUCCUUGAACAGGAAACAGAGAAGGCGUUGGGUACCAAAGCCAUGGAGGCCCCGGAGAAGGAGAACCAGUUGGGGGCACUGCUGCUUGUGCCCAAGCAGAAGCUUGCAGCCGCUGAGGAAAAGCUUGCAGAUGCCAUGACCUUGGUGGAGACUGUAGAAAAAGACCUCCUGAGCCGUCUUCGGAACCCUCUUCACGGCCCAGAACCGGAUCUUGACAGCCUCCUCCAUCCGAAGUAUGAGGAGGUCCAGGAUGAAGCGGUGCCCCGGUUGUUGCUCAAGAUACAUCGUCAGGUGCUCCAGGGGCCAGAGAAGGACCUUGACCACAUCUCCCACUCUCUGGAGGACUCCAGCGAACCCUAA
Molecule: messenger RNA, 696 nt
Organism: Microtus ochrogaster (prairie vole)
Lineage: Eukaryota; Metazoa; Chordata; Mammalia; Rodentia; Cricetidae
Gene: Prap1
Product: proline rich acidic protein 1
Exons: 6
Coding region: 1-696 (231 amino acids)
Source: RefSeq, a predicted model, not a curated record